AUGGUACUAGGUGUGGCUUGGGAUCCCUCGCGUCGCUUAAGGGCUCGACUUCAGUCUGGGCGAGUUGGCCAGGGGGCCCAAGUUAUCGAAUGGACUGUUCUUUGCUUGUUUUCGAGAGUAUCACUUGGAAAGAAGCAUCAUAACACUGGCUGUAUUUUUCUAGACAUAACGGACGUUGGCAGAUUUUUCGACGGGCCUUGCUGGCCUCCCGAUUACUGCCUGGCUUGUUCUCCUGAUGUCGGCAAGGCUCCCGCAUACACUACUCUAUAUACCCUAAAUAUUACCCCAGGCAUGGCAAGGGGCUUCUAUGGCUAUGUCUUCCGGAGACUCAGAGUACCAAGGAGGACUCUAUGUUGA
Trichophyton rubrum CBS 118892 is the source of this 357-nucleotide messenger RNA. RefSeq lists its product as uncharacterized. The coding region runs from base 1 to 357 and encodes 118 amino acids. NCBI's taxonomy places the organism in Eukaryota, Fungi, Ascomycota, Eurotiomycetes, Onygenales, Arthrodermataceae. The record is from RefSeq and is a predicted model, not a curated record. The transcript has a single exon.